Larimichthys crocea (large yellow croaker) is the source of this 1977-nucleotide messenger RNA. RefSeq names its product GPALPP motifs containing 1 (gene gpalpp1). Lineage: Eukaryota; Metazoa; Chordata; Actinopteri; Sciaenidae. The transcript has 7 exons. The record is from RefSeq and is a predicted model, not a curated record. The coding region runs from base 137 to 1210 and encodes 357 amino acids.
CUUUAGUUAGCUUGACACGAGCCUCACUGUUUACUUCCGGAUGAAGGGUCAAACUCGUUAGGAAAGGUUACUCUGGUUUUUUGGACAGCUGUUUUCUUAUUUUAAUAGAAAUUAUUGGUAGUUAUUAAUGUGAAACAUGUCGUCUGAUCGGCUGAUCGGACCUUCCUUGCCGCCGGUGUUUAGACAGGGGAAGAGCGAUGAAGACUCUGAUGAUGAAAAAGGGUUCUCUGGUCCCGCUUUGCCUCCCGGUUAUAAACGGGGAGAACCGUCGAGCUCUUCGGAUGAGAGUGAACCGGAGGUGUCGGUGAAAAGAGCGAAAACAAGGCACACACCUGCGGACAGAGAGGAGAGAACAAAGGAAGAAGAAAAAGAUGACGAUGAUGAUGAUGAUGAUGAUGAUGAUGAUGGUUUCUUUGGACCAGCCCUGCCACCAGGAUUUAUGAAACAACAAAGUUCACCUGAAAGGCCACCUGUGCUGGGACCAGCUUUGCCUCCUGGGUUUCGCAGAGCAGCAUACGAAAACGAUGAUGAUGAUGAUAACGAUGGUGAAGAUGGAGAGGAUUUUCCAGGGCCUGCGCUUCCUCCAGGAUACAGGGCUGAACCCUCCAGCAGCGAGGACGAGGAUGUGAUCGGACCCAUGCCGUCCAAAGGGCCUGUUCAAGACUCUGUGGCUCUGGACUUUGAGCGCCGGGCAAAAAGGAUGAAGGAGAAGCUGACAGGAGACGACACUCCCGAGGUGGUGACCAGAGAAACAUGGAUGACAGAGCUCCCACCAGAACUGCAGCACAUUGGUUUGGGGGCUCGAACUUUCAAGAAGAAGUCAGGCCCAGAGAACAAGGAUCGCUCCAUUUGGACAGAUACACCAGCAGACAGGGAACGCAAGGCCAGGGAACGCCUUGAGGGAAAGAAGAAGGGUGAGAAAGAGAAAGAUGAUGUCCCACAACUCUCCUGGAAGGACGUGGAAAUGGCAAAGAAAGUGUCUAAAUACAAUGAGUCUAAACGUGCCGAGUCUCUGAUGAGUUUGCACACAAAGACGAUGAAGGAAAAAGCGAAGGAGAAGGCUGACAAACCAGCGGAGAGGAGGCCAUUCGAUCGGGAUGAGGAUCUGCAGGUGAAUCGCUUUGACGACGCGCAGAAGGAGCGGCUGCUGAAGAAAUCUCAGGAACUGAACACACGGUUCUCCCACAGCAAGGAAAAAAUGUUCUUGUAAUGAAUUGUGAAAAUGUAAGUAAUGUGUUAGAACGUGCAGACGUGUAGAGUCCGGCUGGUGACGUUUUCCUACGGGGUUUGUAGAAUGUGGACUGUGUUUCUAUGAAUACCUAUGUGCUACAGAAAUGUGAGAAUUUAAUUUGAUGUUGGUUUAUGAGGUAAACUCAGUUGGACUACAUAGACUAUAAAGACAUGGCAGAGAUGUCCGUUCAUGGGAGUUAGGAGUCAGCGCAAUGCUACAGCAAAUGUUUCAAAGAAAGUCAGUGGAGCUUAUAUUUUUACAGGAAACACGAUUUAGGAUUGAUGAUACAGAACAAAAUAUUCAAAUAAAUCAAAUAUUUUUAUUACAUUUAUUUACAGUUAAUCAUACUAUUUUUCUGAAUAUGUAUAAAAUCACCUGUUAAAUGUAGUCAAGUUGAUUUUCAUUCUGUUCGACUGAUAUCACACUGGAAGUCAUUUUGAUCUGGUAUGCUGACAUUCAGGAAAACGCAGACUUAAUUAAGCCACAACAUUGUUUGAUGUUUGUAUAUUUGAUAUAUAUAUGAGUGAAAACUGUUUUUUUUACCUAAUUGUCCAUCCAGAUCAAGAAAAGCUUUGUCCUUCAGGGCUCAGCCCAGCUAGUAACCCUUUGUAAAAGUGUGACUGGUUUAUUUGACUUUAGGUAAAAACCUUUUGUACAGAUUGCUCUAAAAUGGAUUGUUAUGUAUGUUAUGCAUUCCAUUUAGCUUUGUAGUUUUCAUGUGUCCAAUAAUGCAAUUGUCUUUUUUU